Molecule: messenger RNA, 4706 nt
Organism: Diatraea saccharalis (sugarcane borer)
Lineage: Eukaryota; Metazoa; Arthropoda; Insecta; Lepidoptera; Crambidae
Source: the annotation of a GenBank genome assembly
AAAUCGAGAUGUGUGUGUGGUCAAAAAGACAGUGCAAGGUAGGGGUCGGGUGGCGUUUGUGAUGGCAAAAUUUUUGCAAAUGCACGGUCACUGACAUUAGCACCUACAAUGGACCAGCAAUUCUGUUUGCGCUGGAACAAUCACCCAAACAACCUGACUGAUGUGCUUGCGAGCCUGCUGCAAAGAGAGGCUCUCUGUGAUGUUACACUGGCUUGUGAUGGAGAGACAGUCAAGGCGCAUCAAACAAUAUUAUCAGCAUGUUCUCCGUAUUUUGAAAGUAUAUUCCUGCAAAACUCGCAUCCACACCCUAUUAUAUUUCUCAAGGAUGUACGAUAUUCAGAGAUGAAGUCAUUAUUAGACUUCAUGUACAAGGGUGAGGUGAAUGUUGGCCAAAAUAUGCUACCGAUGUUCCUAAAAACUGCUGAAAGCUUACAAGUAAGAGGUUUGACAGAAAAUAACACAUUGAAUCCUAAGGUUGAAGAACGCUCGACUCCAUCAGUGAGUGCGGAAAAUCUAUCAUCGCGUGCGGAGUCAUUCGCAACUCCGCCCGCAGCACACUGUGCGCCCCCCGCGCCUCUCACGCCCCUCCCUGCCACGCCUGCGCUAUCGCAGCACCCGCCCCACUCCUUGCCCCCAGAAAAGAGACGCAGAAAAAACUCAACUGUACCCAGAGAUGACAUAGAUUUACCAUAUAGACAUUAUGAGACACAGGGCCACCUGAAGUCAGUGAAGGGCGGUUCGACGGGGUCCGGGUCGGAGCCGUCGACGCCGCCGCCCGCGCACACGCCGCAGCGGCUGACGCCGCGCUCGCCCGCGCACACGCCGCACGUGAAGCAGGAGCCGGACUCGUACCCGCCGCCGCCGCCGCUGGCGCAUCCGCCACACGCGACGCAACACCCGCCGCCGCACUUCGACCAAACACAUCUAGCGAGCAUGGGUGUACCCGACAUGGCAUCAAUGUUGACACAGAGUAGCCUCAGCAACGAGUGCAACGAAAGUGAACCAAUGUUACAGCCACACCCCGACCAGACUGACACCAUCGAUGGCUCGAAGGGCUGGCACAUGCGGCUGACGUUCGAGCGGGUGGCGGGCGCGCUCAAUCUCCACCGCUGCAAGCUGUGCGGCAAGGUGGUGACGCACAUCCGGAACCACUAUCACGUGCAUUUCCCCGGACGGUUCGAGUGUCCCCUCUGCCGUGCUACGUACACGCGCUCCGACAAUCUGCGCACCCACUGCAAGUUCAAACAUCCCGCGUACAACCCCGACACGCGCAAGUUCGAGCCGCCACCGCCGCCGGCGCCGGCGCCGCCUCACGCGCCGCUCUUCGCCAACCAUCUAGACACGGGCUUCGAUUGAUUGUCCAUGUACUGGCUCGGCCUCGACGCUCUGUGAGCGGCGCGCGGGCCCGAGCCAGUUCAGACUCUCGUUGUUGAUGUGUCGAAAUUUUAAACGGACCGUCUCGCGUCGAAACCGCUUCCUAUUUAGGAUUAAGCUGAAGUGCUAUUACUUAACGGGCCUAUCUUUAAGUAGCUCGCCUCGGCGGGCGACUCGUUUAGUAUUGUCUCGGUUGUGCGUUGUUGACUUGCCCCCAGUGUGACCGGUCGUAUGAGAUUCCGAGUCGGGAAAUAAUCGAUGUCUAUGUUUCAUGUGACUCGAAAGCGUUUAUAAAGUAGGUAAGCAAAUUUUUUCUAUACCAAUCGCUAUACGGGAACGGGCAAAAGCAAUAAUAUGAUGUUAAUUUUAUUACCAUAUUAUUUUUUAUAUUAUAUCGAUAGGAAUCUUAAGCUAUUUAAAUGAUAUACAUUAUAUUGAGUAGCGGUGCGACCGCGAAGUGAUGCUGGUUAUAACCGUGGCUCCGAUACGGGCCCACAUUUUCUUGUUAUAUUUAUUCAUUAGAUAGGAAAUUAUAAGUUUCCUGUAGCUAAUUGUAUUUAUGUUAUUAUGUACAUCGUACGGGUGAAGCAGAAAUACAUCAGGAAAGAAUUUGAGGACUGGCUAGAGAUUGUGAUCUGUCGUUGGUCAACGACAUAUAAAUAUUGACUGAAUCUCAGAGUAGAUGCAUUUGUAACUCCAUGAGGCCUUUGCACGAUGGAUAAUUUUAUUAAGGAUUUGUGAUGUAAUAAAAGGGUAGCGCCUAAGGAAACAUACGAAAAGAUUUUUAUACUAGAAUAGUGGAUCUAUUUACGGAGAUUGUUUUUUUAUUCUUAGAUAUAUUAUAUUGUCUGAUUUAAUAUAUUUAUAUACUUACAAUAUUUUGAUUUUAUUAGUGUUGUUUGUUUUUAUUGAUUCAUCAUAAUUGUAGUAUCAUUCAGUUGGACGUAGUAGUAAUCGACAUUGAGCUGUUAACAUGUUUUAUUAUUUUAUCGUUGGUAGGUGUUUAUUUGUAUCAGAGCGCACGCGCUCUCGUCGUGUGAUCGGUGCUUUGUGGUCAAAGACCUCUUUCAAUUACUAUAAGAUAGGAUGGAACGUUUCGAGGUUGCGCAUUUAGUAACUAAUAUUGGCAUUCUACGAUUGGGACUAACCUAGCGUUUACGUAUGUAUUUUUCAAUUAAGAUUUAAGAUUGUUACAUUUUUAGCUAAAACACUUUAGAGUGGUACGGUAACUGAAAUGUGAUAAAAUGGAAUGGUGCUAGAACCAAGAGUGUUAACACGCUACGAUUCGACUCCUAUUAUAAUAUUAUUAAUGUUUUUAAUGAUUAGUUAUGUUGCAUUAUUAAUGUAAGGCAUCUAGCAUCCAGUUGAGGUCGCAUCUGUCAGGUCAACGGGUAACAUAACGCGUGGCUCGUUUAACGCCUAGAGAUUACAACAGUGGCGGAUUAUACUUUAAGCAAUUUAUUAUAAAAAAAUGUGAAUUGAUAAAGAUUGUAUAUUUUCGGCUAUGUUUACUUUCUUCACUCGACGACUGUAUUGGUAGUUAUAAUUUAUAAUACCUCGCUAGCAUCCAUCCCUAUUAGGGAAGGGCGCAUCUGGGGCCGUUCGAUACCUAGGGCACCGCCAAUCCUUAAUCCGCCACUGGAUUACAGUAUCACUCGAGAUUUUAUCAUAUUAUUUUCUUUCGGGAUAUUCAAAUUUACUAAUAAAGUUAAUAAUAUAAAAAUUAUAGGACGAUAAGAAUAUAUUAAAAGGAAUCCAAUCAUUGUCUACCAAAUAUAAAACGUUCGUGAAUGGUGUUCGAAACAAGCGCAUCCAAAUAAUAAAUCCGCGAUCGUCCCAUAAAGGCGUUAAUGCUGUUUAGUUGCUGUGAACAUGCAAUUUCACAUGUGCAAUUUUUUCAAAUAGUCAUAUAACUCAUAGAUAGAUUUUACAAUUGUCUAUUAAAUAUAGGGGCCCACUUGAUAAUGUAAGCGGUAAGCUCAGCGUCUCUGUAAAUUUUAAAACAUUUUUAAAUCACCUAAUGUUAAUUCCACAAAGAUUUUAUAUUUAUUUUAAGAGUAUCAAAGAUUUUUUAUAUUGUUCAUUGUAACGUGGGCACUUAUUAUUUGAUAGCAUUUCAUACUCAGUGCAAUAUUACUAGUUAUUUAAUUACGUAACCAAACUAAAGGAUAUUUAAAAAAAAAGUAUAUUAUAAUGUCUUCGAAGAGAGUAACUCCUAUUUGUAUUUACACAUAAGUGAACUCCUAAUUUCUAUUUUCUAACUAGUGAAACAGUUUGGGUUACGAAGAUGUACAGGUUAUAAUAGCUGGUAAUAUUAAGAUUAGCUUGUUUACCUCUGCCAAUCGUAAUAGUUAUGUACUAUUUAAUAAUUUAUUAUCGCGCAAGUUGAAGUCUAUUGUUGGAAUAGAUCAUAGCUAUCCAGUGAGGGUUCCAUUGCCCUGUCCAGUGUCAGUAGGAUCAGUUCGCUCAUCUGCCAAUGUCAAACGCUUCAUCAUAAAUAAUCGUGAAUGCAUUUUUAUAUAACUAUCACUCAAGACCAAUUUUGAAUAUGAAAUUUGCUAUAGCAAAUCGAUUGUUUAGUAAACAUAGAAUAUUAUUUUAGAUAUUUUAGGUUAGGAUACUUGAUAGUGUCUGGCCAGAAUAUUUUGGAGUAUCACAUCGUUUGGCUCAGAAAAUAUCUUCCUUUGAUCUCUUUUCGGCUUUCAGAAAGUAUGCAACUUAAUAAUUGUAUGGUGACCACGUAAUUGGACUUAAUGAAAGCUAACUUUAUGCCAUAUGGAAUUUAUACAUAAGGUUAACGAAUUACUAAAUUUAGUCUUAUGAAAUUGAGGUCUUGUGGACCUAGUCACUUAUUUGGCCAAUCUAAUGAAUAUUCCAAUUUAUUGUAUAUUAAAAUUUACAAUGAUAUCACAAGAGAUGUGAUCUUAUCGAUUCGAAUCAAUGGAGUGCAGGAUUAGCUAUAUGAUUAUAUUCAGGAUAGCAAUGGUCUAGUUAUGUUAAUUUUGUUUCAUUUUAUAACAUUAGCAAAUUUGUUAUAGUGUCGUAUAUCACAAUAGUGUAAUACUAAUAGGAAAGGGGGUGUCAAAUCGUAUACCUAACAGCCGACUUUUAGUCUUGUUAUAUUAUACAUGAAAUUUUAUGAAUAUUUGUUUAUCUUGGUUUGAUGCCUCCGUUUAAAGUUUAAUUUAAAUAAUUUUGUUUUAUGCAAGCAGUUAAUGCAAUUUUUUUUCACAUUUUUUGAUGUUAUGUAAUGCAAUUUUAACAUGUUGCAAACUCCUGCAUUUAUCUGUUGUAUUUAUUACUAAUUUUUACAUUAAAUUGUGGUAUGUUAC